UCAAUCAAUCAUACUCUUUAAAAAGCAUCACUCUCUCUCUCCUUCUUGAUCAUUUCUGCACUCUGCAAUAGCUUUUAAUAAGGAAAAAAAAAAGAUCGAGCUUCUUUUUUUGUUUGUGUCAAAAAAAAUGGAAGCUAAUGAGAUUUGGCAUUGUUUUUCACCAUCCACUUUAUUCCUCUCCAUUUCCUUUUGAUUUCUCUCAGUUUUCACCUCACAAUAACUCCUCUAAACCAGGUAUUCUUUCUCUCUCUAGGAUGUUGUGAGCUAAACACACUUUCUCUGUGAUAAUUUCAGCUUAAAUUUUGAAUUUUUGAAAAGAAAUGGUGUGGAACAGAUCAAGAGCAGUGAGAACCAAACAAGCUCUAAUGUCUGAUCAAACUCCAUUGUUCCUCUCUCCCACCAAAAGCCCUAAUUCCUCCCCAAUUUCCUCCUUCUUCAAUGGCUUUCUCCUCCCAAAAUCCAAUCUUGAAUCCGAAACCACCAGCCCCACCUCAAUUCUCGACCCCAAAAUCCCCAAUUUCCAAAACCCCUUCGCCCUCGACCCGCCUCUCCCGCCGCCGCCGCGCCACCACGACUUCGAAAAAUCGAUUGGGCUAGCCCUAAUCGACUCGAUCGCCGACGAUUUGGGCGGCGGCGAUUGCCGAUUCCCGAAGCCGAUUAAUCGGCUGGCGCUGAAGGUGCAGAUUCCGGAGAUCAGCAGCUCGAUUUCGGCGGCGGUGAGUGAGCAAUCGCCGAGAUCGCCUGCGGAUUUUGGGAUCAAGACGCGGGGGUUGCAGAUGACGAGUCCCUUCGGCGGCGGCGGAGGAGGAGGAGGGAAGGGUUUUGUGCGGCAGCUGUCGCUGAAGGAGAUGGAGAUGUCGGAGGAUUACACGUGCGUGAUCAAGCACGGCCCCAAUCCAGAAACUAAACAUAUCUACGAUGACUGCAUUUUGGAUGAUCAUGAUUCAAAAUUGGAUCUUCCGCAGCCCCAAAUUGAGGAAUCGAAGGAUUUCUUCAGCUUCUGUCACGCUUGCAAAGCUGUUCUUCAAGAGGAUAAAGACAUUUACAUUUACAGGGGUGAGAAAGCAUUUUGUAGCCAAGAAUGCCGCAGCAAAGAAAUGAUUUUUGAGGGGAUGGAGAAUCCAGGGGCAUUUUAGGGAUUUUGGCCACAAAUUAAUGUGAAGAUUUUUUUUUUGUUUUUGAAUCUUCUGAAUUUUUGUUGCUUCUCUUUCUCCCUUUGCAUAUAUACAGAUAAAUGGGAGGCAGAAAUCAUUGCUUGGAACUUGUUUCACAUAUGAUGAAUGAUUUUGGCAAUUGAAACAUUUGUAAGAAUUGAUCAGUGGUUAAUUAAAACAUUGUAACUUUAAGGCAA
Messenger RNA from Salvia splendens (bonfire salvia), 1351 nucleotides. Its product is annotated as FCS-Like Zinc finger 8. The coding region runs from base 321 to 1136 and encodes 271 amino acids. Lineage: Eukaryota; Viridiplantae; Streptophyta; Magnoliopsida; Lamiales; Lamiaceae. The transcript is spliced from 2 exons. The record is from RefSeq and is a predicted model, not a curated record.